GGUCUCGUGACGCGCGCCCUGCGCGGACGCCAAGAUGGCGGACGAGGAGGGCGAAGCGCGGCCGGGGGCGCGGAACGGAGCCGGGGAGGGACCCCCGGGCGGGCCCCGCGUCGUCCGCAUCGUCAAGUCCGAGUCCGGUUACGGCUUUAACGUCCGCGGGCAAGUGAGCGAAGGCGGGCAGCUGCGCAGCAUCAACGGCGAGCUGUACGCGCCGCUGCAGCACGUCAGCGCCGUGCUGGGCGGAGGGGCCGCCGACCGCGCCGGGGUGCGCAAGGGGGAUCGCAUCCUGGAGGUGAACGGGGUGAACGUGGAAGGAGCCACGCACAAGCAGGUGGUGGAUCUGAUCCGUGCCGGCGAGAAGGAGCUGGUGCUGACGGUGCUGUCGGUGCCGCCGCACGAGGCCGAGAGCCUGGAGCCGCCCGAGGAGCCGCUGGGGCCGCCCUUCUACGACUACAGCGAGAAACAGGCGGUGCCCAUCUCCAUCCCCACCUACAAACACGUGGAGCAGAGCGGGGAGAAGUUCGUGGUGUACAACGUUUACAUGGCCGGGAGGCAGCUGUGCUCCAAGCGCUACCGGGAAUUCGCCAUCCUGCACCAGAACCUGAAGCGGGAAUUCGCCAACUUCACCUUCCCGCGCCUGCCCGGCAAGUGGCCGUUCUCCCUGUCCGAGCAGCAGCUGGACGCCCGCAGGAGGGGCCUGGAGGAGUACCUGGAGAAGGUGUGCUCCAUCCGGGUCAUCGGCGAGAGCGACAUCAUGCAGGAGUUCCUGUCGGAGUCGGACGAGAAUUACAACGGCGUCUCCGACGUGGAGCUGCGGGUGGCGCUCCCGGACGUCACCACGGUGACGGUGAGGGUGAAGAAGAACAGCACCACGGACCAGGUGUACCAGGCGGUGGCUGCCAAGGUGGGCAUGGACAGCGUCACCGCCAACUACUUCGCCCUCUUCGAGGUCAUCAACCACUCCUUCGUGCGGAAGUUGGCUCCCAACGAGUUCCCCCACAAGCUCUACGUGCAGAAUUACACCUCGGCCGUGCCGGGGACGUGCCUGACCCUGCGCAAGUGGCUCUUCACCACCGAGGAGGAGGCGCUGCUCAACGACAACGACCUGGCCGUGGCCUACUUCUUCCACCAGGCCGUUGAUGACGUCAAGAAAGGCUACAUCAAAGCCGAGGAGAAAUCCUACCAGCUCCAGAAGCUCUGCGAGCAGAGGAAGAUGGUCAUGUACCUGAACAUGCUGCGGACGUGCGAGGGCUACAACGAGAUCACCUUCCCGCACUGCUCGUGCGACUCGCGGCGCAAGGGCCACGUCAUCUCUGCCAUCAGCAUCCGCCACUUCAAACUGCACGCCUGCACCGAGGAGGGGCAGCUCGAGAACCAGGUGAUCGCCUUCGAGUGGGAGGAGAUGCAGCGCUGGGACACGGACGAGGAGGGCAUGGCCUUCUGCUUCGAGUACGCGCGCGCCGAGAAGAAACCGCGCUGGGUCAAGAUCUUCACCCCCUACUUCAAUUACAUGCACGAGUGCUUCGAGCGAGUCUUCUGCGAGCUCAAGUGGAGGAAGGAGAACCUUUUCCAGCUGGUCAGGUCACAGCAAAGGGACGCGGCCACUUAACCCCGGCAGCUUUUCCAAAAAAAUCCCCAAAAAAAAUCCCUUAUUGUAUUAAAGCCCCACCCCAAACUAAAUCUCAUUAAUCCCAAAUCCAUUCGUGCCCAUCAUCUCUAUGGAAUUCCAGAGGGAAAAAAAAACCAAACAAAAAAAAAACUGGGAAAAGCCACUUGAGGGGGCUCCUUUUUCCCCACUCAGAUCCAGCUCCAGGCUGGGAAUUUUGGGAUUUUUUUUUUUUUUCUUUUUAAUUUUUACAACUGGAAUUGAAAAAUUGUUGUUUCUGCUGGGUCAGAUGUGGAAAAAUAAGGGGAGGAAAAAGCAGGAAAAAGCCCUGGGAAUGUUCCAUUCCUGCCUGGGCAUCUGUGGGAAUAAUUCCUUUAAAAUCCCACGGGGUGGCAGCAGCUUUUAAAGGGAUUUUCCGCCUGUUUCUCCUCCCAGUCUGUUAAAAAAACCCAGGAAAAACAUCCAAAAGGAGUAAAAUUCCAAGGAAAUGCCUCUCCUGGCACGAGGAUCCCGCUUGUGGAUUUGUAUUCCCGCUUUUUUGGGGUGUUUUCCCAGGGAUUUGGGUGUGCCUGGCUCCUUGGGAUGGGAUCUGGGAGAUUCCAGGAUCCCGAGGCUGCCCCUGGAUGGGGAUGAGCAGCUCCCAGGAGGAAAAAUAACCUGGAAAAGCCAAUUUUCCCUAAUUUUCAGUGGGAUUUUUCCCUGGAUCCAGUGGCUGGGCGGCUCCCAGGAGGAAAAAUAACCCAGAAAAAGCCAAUUUUCCCUAUUUUUGAGCACUUUUGAUCCAUGACUUGGGUGUCCAAGCAGGAAAAAUAACCUGGAAAAAACCAUUUUCCCUCGUUUUGAGCAGGAUUUUUCCAGAGUUCUGGAGGAAAAUAAGGUGGAAAAUUAAUUUUCCCUGGUUUUGAACGGGAUUUUCCCACGGAUCCAGUGGCUGGGAUGUUCCCAGGAGGGAAAAAUCAGCAGGAAAAUCCUUUUUUCCCCUGGUUUGGAGCAGGAAUUUUCCAUGUCUUGGGUGGAUGAGCAGCUCCCAGAGGGAAAAACCCUCUGGAAAAGAAAUUUUCCCUAAUUUGCAGUGGGUCUUUCCCAUGUUUUGGGAGGAAAAAUAUCAUGGAAAAGCUGUUUUUCUUUGGUUUUGAGCACGAUUUUUCCGUGGAUCCAGCAGCUGAGCAAUUCCCAGAAGGAAAAAUCGUGGGAAAUCCGUUUUUCCCUGGUUUUGGGCGGGAUUUUUCCAUGGAUCUGCCAGCUGAGCAAUUCCCAGAAGCAAAAAUUAUGGAAAAGCCCUUUUCCCCUGGUUUUGAGUGGGAUUUUUCCAUGUUUUGGGAGAUAAAAAUCGCCUGGAAAAUCCGUUUUUCCCUGGUUUUGGGCUGGCCUGGAGCCGGUCCCGCCGGGGUUUGGGGUGGAUUUGGGAAUCCUGGCCUCAUUCCCCACCUCUGGAAUGCUCCAAAAUGGGAUUUUCCCCAAAAUUCCCUUUUUUGGAAGGGUUUUUCCCCACUCCUCCCCCUGGAGCCGGGAUGGGGGAAGAUGAUUUUUUUUUUUUUGGGGUGGGGGAAAAUCCCAAAUCCUCGGCUCUGGAGCAGCUGGGAAUUAAUUCCAUUAAUUGGAUCCCUGUAAUUAAUUGGAUUUCCGUUGUCCUCGGGAGCCCUGAGCUGUGGAAAACCCCGGAAUGGGGGAGGGAAACUGGGAGAAGUUUGGGAAUUCCCAAAAUCCCCCCUCUAAAAUCUCCUUCAGCACCCCCCAAUUUGGGUAAAAUCCCAAGAAAAACCCAAUUUUUGAUCCAAAUUUUCCCUCUAGCCCCAAAUUCCGACGGAACCAUCUCCCUGUGGAUUUUUUAAUCCAGAAAAAAAACCCAGAAAAGGAGAAAUUGGUCAAAAAAAAAAAAAAAAAUACAAAACCAAAACUCUGCCCCCGCUUUGUCCCAUUUUCCCUCUUCCAGCUGCUCCCAUUCCUCGGGUUCCCCUUUAGUGUAAUUAAUUGUAACAUAUUCUUUUAAAUAAAUUGAUUUAUUGAGGAAA
Taeniopygia guttata (zebra finch) is the source of this 3618-nucleotide messenger RNA. RefSeq names its product sorting nexin 27 (gene SNX27). NCBI's taxonomy places the organism in Eukaryota, Metazoa, Chordata, Aves, Passeriformes, Estrildidae. The record is from RefSeq and is a predicted model, not a curated record. Gene Ontology annotation, cellular component: early endosome. Gene Ontology annotation, biological process: intracellular protein transport; endocytic recycling; signal transduction. Gene Ontology annotation, molecular function: phosphatidylinositol-3-phosphate binding; protein binding.